This is a messenger RNA of Leguminivora glycinivorella, 4253 nucleotides long. It is a transcript of the gene Slmap, whose product is annotated as sarcolemmal membrane-associated protein. The record is from RefSeq and is a predicted model, not a curated record. The transcript is spliced from 14 exons. Gene Ontology annotation, molecular function: protein binding. Bases 473 to 2860 code for a protein of 795 amino acids. NCBI's taxonomy places the organism in Eukaryota, Metazoa, Arthropoda, Insecta, Lepidoptera, Tortricidae.
AGUACGAGACGUUGGACGUGCCUACUCUACCUACCCAAAACAAAUGUCCGAUCUUGCGCCCAUUUCGUAAGUUCCUCGAACGACUAUUUCGAUUGACGCCCUACUAAAAUUAUUUUUAAAUUGUAUUUGGGCAAAUGUGCAUUAUGAGUUCUUAAAAGAACGAUUUCGAUUCGAGUGUAGUAUAUUUUAUUAGUUUAUUCAAGAAUUUAGUGUUAUAUAUUUAUCGUCUCGGCCGUACUUAGACGAAAGGAAUCAAGUUUCAUUACAAAUAAAAGUGUUUGCGUAAGUUCAGCGUAAUCAUUUCGCUGAGGAUAAAUAAGUUGUCUUGGGACGAUUAUCGUUUGACCGUCAAGAUGGCAGUGAGCAGACCUUUCACCUGGUAGCGCUUGAGUAGUCGGGCAGGAUCCUCGAUGAGCGUCUCGACGGAGGGUGUGCGCGGCGCGGGUGCGGGCUCUGACGAGUGCUGUGUGCGAUGGUGAUAGCAAAGCGAAAAGUUAAGAAGCCGGUGUACAACACGAGCACUAUCAAAAAUAUGGAUUACAACUGGGCACCAGGUCCAGAGCCCCCUAACAACCAGGAGAUAGGGGUGCCGAAAGCGGUGUUCGUUCCACAUUCCAACUCUUUGCCGUUUGAAGAGAGAAGAGUCACCUUAGAGCAACCUGUCAAGAUUGGACGCAAUGUAUAUCGAGCGACUCCCAGCCCUACAAACACCAUCUUCGAAUGUCGAGUGCUAUCGCGGCACCACGCUACGCUGUACUAUGACAAGGGACACUUUUAUCUCGUGGACAACCAAAGCAGCAACGGCACGUUCAUCAACAACAACCGGUGCUCGAUAUCCAAGGAGCAGGAGCCGCACGAGGUGUUCUCCGGGGACGUGGUCCAAUUUGGCAUUCCCGUCGUUGAGAAUGCUACCAAUUCGGAAAAGAACACGUUCCCGCCCGUGGUCGCGUUACUCAAGCUGUUCCACCCCGAUGGCAAAGAGGCGAAGCUGUCCUUCAACCCCACCAUGACUACACCGCUGCACCUCAAGGAACUGUACCAGCUGAACAACUUCGUGCAGGAAGCGAUCCAGCGUGAAGCCUCCCUCGAGGGCCGUCUGCGAGCGCUCCGCGAGUGCGUCCAGCGCACGCAGGCCGAGGCGCGCGCCUCCUGGGAGCUGUUCGUGGGCGAGCAGCGCCUGCUCAUGCGCGUCCACACACUCGAGACCAUGCUCGCGGCCGGCAAGCAGCCCGAGGCCGCCCACGUGGCCCAGCUGCUGCACGACAAGAAGAACUACCAGGAGGUGGCAACAGAGAGCCUUCGAGCCGCUCACGAGCAACGACUAGCACUCGAAGAAACACUAGAGCGGCGUGGACGAGAGACCGCCGCGUUACUAGAGCACAACGCAGCGCUGAGACUUGCCGCCAAGAAUGCUACGGCCGAGCUGCAGAAGCUGGCAGCGCGGUGCGAGCGCAAGAUGUGCGCGGCGCGCCUCGCCAUCGCCGCCGCCGAGGAGCGCGAGCUCGCCGCCAGGAACCAGCUGCCGCUCGCUUAUUCAGUACAAAACGGCGAAGCCAAAAUGCUGGUGCUGAGCACGGACAGCAACAAGCUAGCGGAGGCCAAGCGCACCGGCACCCUGGAGGACGCCGUGCGCGCGCUGCCCGACUACAUCAAGAUGUUACUCCCGCAACACCUGCUCAACAAGGUCGGCAUUAAAGCGGUAUCCGCAGAGGGGAAAUCGGCGAAAGAAUUCGAAUUGAUAUUGAAGAAGAAUAAUAUUUACGACGAAGAAAACAAAGAAAAAGAUGAGGCGUCAGACGGAUCCACAGGCGAGGACGGCGGCAGCGGCGAGGACAAGACCGGCGCGCCCGACCUCUGCACCGACGACGAGAAGCAGCAGAGGCUCAACCACGAGCCGGACUGUGACGGGUCGUCGAGCCCGCUGGACGGCGAGCUGCACGCCGACAACAACGCAAACUCCACCUACACCGAGCCCGAAACUGAGGACUCUCCAACGGUGGGCGGCGUGGAGUACGCGAACAUCCUGCGCGUGAUGGGCGGCCUCAACGACGAGAUCCGCGCGCUGCGCGAGCGCCUGGCCGCCGCCGCCGCCGCCGCCGACCAGCUGCGCGCCGUGCGCGACGACCUGCUGCAGGCGAGGGCCGAGCCCGAGCCGCCGCCCGAGCGCCCGGACGACCUGCUGCAGGCCCGCGCCAAGGUCGACGACCUGCAGGCCCAGUUGAAAAGAUCGGCCGCCGUAGAAGAGGCGAACCUCGCCGAGAUCCAGCGGCUCGCAUCGAGCGCGGCGUGGAUGCAGGCCGAGCUCGCCUUCCGGCCCACGCGCGCCUACGUGGACGACCUCACCGCCGACGUGGCCGCCCUGCGCGCCGACCUGCAGGCGCGCGACGCCGCCAUCGACCGCCUCUCCCGCCAGCACGACUCCGACCAGCCGCGCUCCCUCACCGCGACCACCGCCGACAAGGCCGUCGAGACCGACCGCCCCGCCGACCACUCCGCCGACGCGACCGAGAUCUCCGCCGACAUCGACGAGAUGUUCCGCCUCGACUACGACGACGACGAGACCGAGUCGGUCGCCACCGAGAUCGACACCACGCCCGAGGAGCCGGCCGCGACCUCGCGCCCGCAGGAGGAGGAGGAGGAGCGGCUCGCGACGCAGCUGGCCAACGGCGCGCUGCACUCGCUGCAGGAGGAGCUGGUGCGCGCCAAGGAGAGCUGGGCGUCGGUGUGCGCCGAGCGCGCGCGCCUGGCCGAGCAGCUGGCCGCGCUGCAGCACAAGCCGCGCCUGCCGCCGCCGCUGCUGGCCGUGCUGCUGCCGCUGCUGGCGGCCGCGCUGUACUGGCUGCUGCCGCACCUGUCCUGAUUGACGGCCACGUGGGACCCGCCCGGGUACCAGUAGCCGCUCGUCCCGUGCGAGCGCACCGUUUCCCGUUCUAAACUUUUGCUCACUCUUUUUAUCUCCUUCGACGUGUCACGAUACGGGGCCCGCCCGGACCGACCCGCCCGCUGCCGGUACCUCGAAUGAAUAUUAUGGGCGCGCCGUCGGUGGCCGCUCGGAGAUCUCGGAAUAUUUAUUGAUAUUGUAAUUCGAACCUAGCAUAGUUUAGAGGGUAAAGCGUUAGUUUAUAGUUUAUUACUUUGGAUCUCCGAGCGGGCGACCGACGCGCGUCGCCGGUCGGUGCGAGCGGGCGUCGCCGGGACGCCGAGCUAGUGUUGAAGUGCCAUUCGCCUGCGGCGCGUGAGACGAGCGCCCCGACGGAGCGUGUAUAUAUCUCCUAGUAUCGUUUCUGUAAAAAUUGACAGUGUCGUAUUGAUAGAUAUAAAAUUGAUUGUUGAUAUCUGCCAUAAUAAAUACUUGUACAUUUUAUAUAUAAGGCCUAACGACUGUCCUAAGUUAUACGUACGUGUAAUAUUGUUGAACCUCGGCGCGAGCGGCCGGGCGUCGCCGUCGGAUAUUUGAUAAAGAUACUUCGCGUGUGUUCAUCGUCGCCUCGUCGCAGUGACCGACCUGUCGCCUCGUUAUCGCUUUGCGGAGCUCCACAUAUCAAUUAUAGGUUUACGUGCGGGCAUUGUGCGCGCGGACCGGGUCGCGAGGUUUGUUCUAUAGUUUGCAUUUUCUAGUCUUUAUAAUCGACUUACAGUUUCUUGCAUGACUUUUUCUACUCUUAUAGUAUGAGCUGGAUUUAAAAGUUUGUAUUGAAAUAAUGUUAAAAAUAUAAAUUCGUCUCGGUGAUGAUUCGUUGACGCAUUUAUGAGCAUCGAUGACAUUUGCAUACGCAUUGCAGCAUACGAGCAUUUUUGUUAGUUGCCGCCCGGCGCACGGGCGCGCAGUUUCCGUUCAGUAAGUUCCCGGAGAGGAUUUGUGUUGCCGCGAGGUCGGCGCAGGCACGCCGGUGCCGAUCGACGCUUCAGAUCGCUUUAGCUCUGUGAUGUGAAGGCCAAUAGAUAAUUUUUGUAACAAACUUGUAUUGUAUAACUAACGAUUAAUUAUAUUGACCUAGAUUUACUAUUACCUUACCACGUUGAAGUCCCGUGUCUAUGUUUAUUAUUUAAUUGUUGCACUGGUUUUGUUAUGUUCGAUGUUUAUUUGUGUUUUAAACCACCUGAAUGUAAAUAGAUUUUAUCUUAUAGUCGUUCUUUCGUUUAUUUUCACGCUAUCCGAGAAUUUAUGUUGUAUUUUAUAAAGUAAAUUAAUAAUGCAUUCUAUGUGGAUGUACUGAUAAAUUUAUGCAAAUAAUAUUGAAUUGUUUAAACAA